AUGAGUGGGUUAGGCCCACCUGGUGUUUGGGCUGCUCAGAAGAGGCUCGAAUCUUGGGCGAGAGCCGCGAGGGAGAGAACGUCGAGUGCCAGUAGCGGCCAAAGUCACAAUUCUACCGACAGCUUUGGAGAUGACAAGUCACAUGGCAGUCUAAAUGAGAUGCUUAUACCUAAAGAGCAAUGCCGCGUUCAGCCGCUGUCGACAGAAGGCCGGAGCGCUAGUUCGCUACCUCAUGCUCGCCUCGCCAGGACGCCUUCCAUAUCUUCGCAGAGCAGUCUGGACAGCGGCACUUCCAGGGCCACUAGUCACCGUGGAUCCUCGCCUGCAAUACGCACAUUCGCGCCAGAUGGGCGCACGCUCGAAGCAGGGACGAGCGCAAUUCCACGUUCUCCUUCUCCACUCCGCGCUGCCUCGCUCGAUGUUCGUGCAGCGCCACUUGCGCACGGGUCACUUGCUUCUCUAGCAGAUACACCGACGCCUUCAAGUCCUCGGCACCCUCCACCACGAUGUCUUUCACCGCUGUUGAUGCCUCCAAGACGAAUAGACCGAAGCAAUUCUCUGGUAGAAAGCAGCAGCGGCCUUGGUCCUUUAAGUCCUGGAGCUGGUGCGACCAUUAGUGCUUUGGGUGCUCUCCAGCCAGAUCUGUAUACGAAGAGGGAAGCACCACUUGUGAUAGAACUGGAGGGAGCGGGCCCCUCGCUUGGAAGAAUACAUUUGCGUCUGAAGUAUGACUUUGAUAGGUCGGAUUUGGAAGUGCAUCUUAUUGAAGCUCACGACUUGGCAGGUUAUGAAGCAGGAGGCUUCAACGACCCCUACGUUCGAGUGAGUCUGUUACCCGAAGUUGACACAAGAGUACGCCAAACUCCGGUGCAUCGCAAUGAAGCCAAUCCCUUCUUUGACCAGCACUUUAAGUUUCCAGUGUCGCAUGAUGAACUUACUGACAAGACUCUACUGUUGCAAGUCUUUGAUUAUGACAGGUUCUCACGUAACGAAGUGAUGGGUUCCGCAAAGGUCCCCCUCUCUCGCGUAGAAGUGGCCGGCGGAGCUGAAGUUUGGGCCGAGCUGUCCCGAGAGCGACGCCCCCCUGAAGAGUUGCAAGAACUGUUGCUCUCUCUGUCUUACCUACCGUCUGCGGAACGACUAACAGUCGUUGUGCUGAAGGCGAGGAAUUUGCUACCACCACAAGAAGGGAAGGAUGCUCUAGACGUGUAUGUAAAAGUAUACCUCCUAGUGAAUGGUAAACGUGUGAAAAAGAAGAAGACUAACAGAAAAGAAAUCAAUAAUCCAGUAUGGAACGAGGCUUUGUCUUUUAGCUUGCCGUCUGCCAAUCUUCAGGAAGCUUCCAUUGAGGUGUGCGUGGUGAGCGGCGGAGGCAAUGCCCUGGUGGUUGGGUGGUGCUGCGUGGGCGCAGCGGAGGCGGGCGCCGAGGGUCGCCACUGGGCGCAGAUGGCGCACGAGACGCGCAAGGCCGUGGCCAUGUGGCACACGCUCAGAUAG
Messenger RNA from Arctia plantaginis, 1497 nucleotides. Lineage: Eukaryota; Metazoa; Arthropoda; Insecta; Lepidoptera; Erebidae. The record is from the annotation of a GenBank genome assembly.